Molecule: messenger RNA, 5978 nt
Organism: Orcinus orca (killer whale)
Lineage: Eukaryota; Metazoa; Chordata; Mammalia; Artiodactyla; Delphinidae
Gene: CSNK2A2IP
Product: casein kinase 2 subunit alpha' interacting protein
Source: RefSeq, a predicted model, not a curated record
AUGUCAAAACACACCACACAAAAUCCAGCAAGUAACUUCAGUCGUUAUUAUUCAUGCAGGCAGAAGCAAAAUGAAGAAAAUCUUUGGCACAAGUUGGUGCCACUAGCAUACUAUGAUCAACAGUUUGUGCCAUUAGAACACUCUUACCAACUGGCCACAAGCAGCUCAAUAACACAUCAACACACAGAUGAAAAACAAAAGCAACCCAAUAACCAAUCUGUGGUCAGAGUAGAAUCCCAUAGUAAUAACCCUGCAGUGCAUCCCCUAAACUCUAACCAGAAGGUACAGAGAUGCUCAAUAUUGCCCUCUGCCAAGUGUCAGGACACAAUUUCACGGGACCUCUAUAACAGGGUUCUGAAAUCACCAUUAUCUCACUCCAAAUAUCAGGCCACACCUUCACUACACCUCCACCAGAACUCCCUGUGGCCUAAUAAGAGAGGCUUGAGCUCACUGUUGUCCCACGCCAAACCUCAGAUCACAUCUUCACUUGACCUCACCAAGACAUCAUUGCCAGAGCCCAAUCAAACAGCCUGGAGCUCACAAUUACCCUUUCCCAAUCCUCAGAAUACAUCUUCCCUAGACCUUUGCUGGAUAUCACCUUCACUGAAGUCUAAUCGAAGGGUCUCAAGUUCAUCAUUAUAUGCCCUCAAACAUCAAGAAACUCCUUCCCCAGACUACCUAUGGACAUUGUCAUCUUUGGGACCUAAUCAAAGAGCCUUUAGCUCAGCGUUACCCAAGUCCAAGCCUCAGAAAGCCUCUUCAUUGGAUAGCCUUUGACACUCUUUGUUAGAGCGCAAUCAAAGAUGUUUGAGCUCACCAUCAUUCAACUCUACACCUCAAACCGACUUGCUUCAGACAUCACCUUCUUUGGAGCCCAGUCAGAUGACUCUGAGCUCAUCGUUACCUGAUUCCAGACCUCAGACAACACCUGUAUUGAGCUCUAAUUCCAGUGUUCUGAGAUUAACGUUGUCCAACUCAAAAGAAAGGAAAUCACCUUUACCACAUUCUAUGCAUCAGUCAAAGAGUUUGCCAUUGUUCCAGCCCAAAACACUUGAUCGUAACUUCAGGACCCUGAGUUCACCAGUGUGUCACUCAAAAUUUCAGAACACCACUUCACUAAGUGACAAACACAAGGCCACAGAUCUUCCCUCACCCCAUCCCAAACCAAAUAUCUCAGGUCCAUCAUUAUUAAGCUCCAAACACUGCAUCAGGAACAUAGCUGCUUUAACAUUGGGCUCCAGGCUCCAGAGUAAAAGCAGUUUUGGUCUUUAUGAAAAGACAGAACCAAAUAAGGAAAUUCGAUGGACUUUAGGUUAUAUUCAUCCCUGCAUUAUCAAAGGUGGAACGGUCCCUGAUGAUGUUGUAAAUAAAAUUGUCAACUCUCUCUCCAAGACCAGAAUCCAGAGGGAUCUCUGUAGGCAGAUUCUCUUUCGAAGGAUGAGGGGAAGGGCAAAUCCUCAUCCUGGACCCCGCCUUUCAUCAAGUUAUAUGGUUUGUUUAGCUUGUGCUUCCUGCAUAAAAUCUCAGUGUAACCAUCUUACAGGAAGGAAAGACCCUCGUGCUGCAACACUAUUUGUCAUCCCAGCACCUGAGGCCACUCCUGAGGAAGAAAUAGAGGUGAAACUAGUUUUUAUCCUCUCUCUACCAGAGACUUCUUUUUCAUUCCCUGUGAAAGAAAAUCAGCCUGAUGAAGUCCCUGAAGAAAACCUUGGAGGAAUUGGGGAGAUAUCAAAAUUUUUCCCUACAUCUGAACCUGAUAUCACCAAGGAGGCUAAUGUGAAGAAAACAUGGCCGACAGUAGCCCCUGAAAACCAAGCUAUAAGCCAACAGCCCCAGGCUAUAGACUGGCUGCUCUAUGUUAAGGAAAGUAGUAACCCUCAGUCGCAGUUCCUACUCCCCUCAUCUUCUUCCUCAUCGUCCUCUUCUUCCUCUUCCUCUUCCACUACACCCCCUUUACCUCCUCAUCCUCUGAAAGAGUCUACCACAUCUACCGUCUCAGGCUGUGUGUCCACUAAGGUACUUCGUUACCACCGGCUGCCUCCAGGGGUCUCCUGGCUUGAGUUUAUAUGUAGUAAAAAUCACCAGCCACUUCCUGGAAAACCAUGUCCAAGUCAAUCACCAUCUCCCCAAACAAGGCCUAUGAGGAAUAGCACCACAGUAAAAAGGAGAAAGGGGCCAAAGAUACUGUUCAAAAUGUUCCAGACAAAGGUUCAAAAUGAGAGAAAUCUUGAUUAAAUUAACUUUUUUGUUUCUUUGAAGGCAAUUGACCUCUUAGUUCUUUGACAUUAGAGAUUGAUUUCCUAUCGUGCUUAUUAAAAUUCUUAGUAUUAACUAAGCGUGCCUCUAUAAUUCAGCUGAUGAAGCAGCUAGUUGAGGGGAACUAUUACUCUUAAGUCUAUUUUCUACUUAAAUAAUAGACUAUGAUCUCCUAGAAGCCAAAUUGAAUCCUAUGUUUUUAACCAAAUGCCUGGCUUACAGUAACCACUAUAAAAUAAUUGUUAAGUGAAUUAAUAAUAAUUGGCCAUAGACCAGAAACACCUCAUUUGUCUUGCCCUGAACAGUAUCUAACUCAUUGUUAUUCUCCUUCCUCAUAAGAUAUAAUAAUGACAGAAUCCUUAAACCAGUGUAUGCUAAUCCGUUUCCCUACCUCUAAAGAAAAUUCACAUCAUGUUCAACAGGUAAGAAUAUAUAGAGAAAGGAAUCUUUUCAGUUAUGUGUUCCUAGGGAAAAUUCUUCUAUGCUAAGAUCCCACACUCUAAAAUGCAGUGAUUUACUAGUUACUAGUUACUAGUUAGCAAAUCUCAGGAAAGAAUAACUAACUGAUGCAGACAAUCCUACCUUAUGCUGACUGUGCCAACAUUUAAAUUAUGGGCUCUAAAGUCACUUGUUCAUCACUUCUACCUAUACAACUUAAACAGGUUAAUAAAAAUGUUUAAAAAUGUUUUUGUUCCACUGGGUCCACUAGUAAUGGGAAAAGGAGGGAAUUGUCUUACCUCCUACCUUAAGUGAUUAUCUCUAAGCCCAAGGGCUAGAAUUAGCUUCUCUUGCAUGCACUGAUGGCUCACACUUCUGCCUCUCCACUCCACAUCUUUCUGAACACCAGCUUGCAUAUGGGGCUUUUCCAGUGGAACAUUGCACAGGCACCUCAAACUCAAUAUGGUCAAACCAGAAUUUAUCAUCUUUACAUUUACAACUUGCAUCUUUACAUUAUAGUCCUUUGCCCUCUGUGUUCCCUAUUUCAGUGGGUGUACCACCAUCUGUCAUGGAGUUUGACUGUUUUUCUCAUUGCCUGCCCCUCUCCAGGCCCAUGUGUUCCAUGGCCUUAUUGUCUCCAGAAUCCAGCUCUUUCCUUCAACCUCACUGCCACUAUUCUAGUUGUGGUCACAGCAUUUGUCAGCUAGAUUACUCCUAAACAUGUAUUUUAACUUUUGAAUGCAUUUCUGAGACAAAAUUUAAUAAGGCCAUUUCACUGUUUAUAACACUUUUAUCAUUGCCCACUGUUUUCUGGGAAAAGUCUAAAUUCCUUUUAUGAUUGAAUCAUGAUAAUUUUUCAAAAUUAUUUUCAAAAAAUUUUUCAGAAAUCUUUUCAGAAAAGAUUUCUUAUUCUUCUCCAGUUUCAGCCACAUUAAUCAUUAAUUUCUUUACAGUGUGAAGCAAUCAUCCUACACUUCUAAAACAACAAUUCUGCUGUCCAGAAAGAUCCAUCCUUCUAUACAUUUUUGCUCUACAGGGCUCUAUUUUGUCUUAACAUCUUCUGGGAAGCCUUUUCCUGAUCCACUUACAAAGAAAGAGUUUAGCUGGCCUUCUUAUUACCAUGAAACUCUGUUUUUACUCUUUAUACUGCUCUUAACCAUAUUAUAAAGCAAUUAUUUCUUGUCUGUCUUCACUCACUAGACUGAAAACUUCUUAUUCACCAUUUUAUUUCUAGUUUUUGUCUAGUCCUUGAAAUAGAGUAUAUUCCCUGAAAUAUGUAUUGAUAUUGAAUUAAUGCUACUGAAACUCUUCAUCUGUUUAAAAUUCUCUGAAAUAAGUAAUGCUUCAUCUGUUUGCUUCUUUCCCAUACUAGUAUUGAAUUGUUUUUUGUACUUUUUGUCUUGGUGAGAACAUACAUAAAAAUGUUACUGAUGACAGUAGUCAUCCUUGUCUUAUGUCUUAUGUUAAAAGUGUUCCUUUCUAGUAUUUCAGUAUUUAAUGUGAUGUAGGCUUAUGCAUAGCUGAUCAGUGAUGAUGAAGAAGAGCUUAGGUGUGUGAUAAUGUGUUCAAGGCUUUCUCUAACCUCUUUAGAAAACCCUUGACGUGUGCUUAAUUCACCCUGAAUAUCUCUGUUGAUGACACACAUCAUCUGUAUAAUUACUUCUUUAAUAUGUUUUCUACUAGACUAAACUUCAUAAGGGGAGGUCUUGUGUCUGACUUGUUUACCACUAACUUCUCAGGACCUAGUGAUACCUGGCACAUACUAAGUAUUCAAUAAAUAUUUAUUGAAUAAAAUUAAACCAAGGAGUUCAACUGAUUUUUAUUUGUUGAUGUAAUUUACAUGUUUAAUUUUCCACUGUUUAGCUUAUUUUCUAAACUUUAUGCCUCAUUUUAAAAUUUUUCUUUAUUUAUUGGACUACGAUUUAAUUAUUUUUAACUUCUCCAUUGUAUUGGCAGUUAUUUAUUUUGUUCUUAAUUAGAACAGGUCUACUUUCAGAAAAAAAUUUUUAAGAAUUCGUUAACCAUUAUUUCCUAGUUUUUAAAUUUGGAAAUAAAAUCGCAUGAAACUUAAUGGGAAAAAUACACGGCAACGGCAAAUAUCCGACUCACUCUUCCAGCUUCUAUUCAUAUACCAAGAGAUUUCAAAAUAGGGAACAAUAUGUGUUGUGCCAGAAAGGUCAAGAAAUUUCUGUCAGAUCUUAUACAGAUGAGAGCAGAUUUCAGAAGGGCAGAAGGACUCAAAAUUUACUGUAUUUAAAUAAAGAGAUCAACUGAAAAGUAGUAAAAAAAGAUUUAAUUGUGUCUCAUUAGUGCCUUUUCCCUUAAAUGGAAAGGCCUGGACAUGAAAACAGGCUACAUAGGAAUUGGGAAGUAGAAAGUAGAUUCUCUAAAUUGUCACAUUUUUAUCAAACCAAUUGAUAUAAAAUAGUAUGACAUAUCUGGAUGAUAAUUUGAUAAUAAUAUCAAAACCUUAAUAAUAUACAUAAUCAUUUUCCUUAGGAUCAUCUUCAUUGGAAUUUAUUUUAAAGAAAUUGUCAUGACUAUGUAGAAUCAUAUAAACAAGUAGGCAUUGUGUUUCUUUAUAAUAGUGAGGGAUUGGAAAAAAUCUUGUUCAUUAACAGAAAAGUGUUUAAAUACACCAUGAUCCAUACAUGUGAUGCUUUUCCUAGUGAAAAAAAAAUGUUAUUUCUAACAUUGCACCUACAUUUAUGUUAGGAAUAGAAAUACUUUCUUUAGGAAAAUAUCUUGAGAACCCUUGAGCAUGGCUAGUGAUCCUGAGCAUGUUGAAAGAAGAAAGUGAAACAAAGAGGAGAUAGAUAAACUAAUGCAUUUAAGUUUCAAAAAGGACUGCUCGAUCAGAGACAGUGAAGAGAGAAUUUAUCAUUUAUGAUUUAAGUGAAAACAUACUCAGAUUAUAAGACAUCACAUGCAGUUUAUAUAUGAUUCCACCUUGAAAAACAUUGAAAUUUUGCAUAUAUGUAUCUGUGUGUACUUGUGUAAAAUCUGUUUCAUAUGUAUGAGAAAGAUGGAGUGACUGGAAGUAAACACCAAAAUGUUGAAUAAAUGUGGUUAUUAUGGGACAAUAGUUAUAAUGGAGUGUUUAGGAAAUGGGUAGAUUUUUUUCAUUUUCUUUUCUAUAUUUUCCAAAUCUUCAAUGAAUAUGAAUUCCUGUUAUAAUCAACUUAAAACAAAUGUUAUGAAAAUGAAACAUGUCGUCUCGUCUAUUUUAGAUAAAAUAUGUAGCAUACAAUUUUGCUGUUCUAAUCCUUUCUACUUAUUGGUAU